UUUAAUUGUGAGCAAUUUGAUUGGUUUUGAGUCCUAAUAAUAAUCAAUUUCCUCAUGAGUCAUUUGCUUGUACCUCUCUUAGAGGGACCCACUAAUCCUGUUAUUUAUAUCGAACAGUAAUGCCAUACUCUUCUUUCAUGUACACCUUGUCUCAAUUCUGGAAGUUCUCUGUCUCAUUUUCUCACCUUUCAUGCACAAUCACAAUCAUCCUACUUUCUCCACAUUAUAGCUUCCUUUCAUUCAUCUUUCUUCCCCUCUUCAUGGCUUUCUUUUUUUUCCUACUUUUGAUCUUUUUUGUCCCUUCAAGCAAUGCUCAGUGGCCACCUUCACCUGGCUACUGGCGAAGCUGUAGGUUCAACUCCAUGAGGUUUUACAAAGGAUAUAAAAACCUCUGGGGUCCUUCGCAUCAAAACUUUGGCCAAAAUGCAUUAACCAUCUGGGUUGAUCGUACCUCAGGUCUUACUCAUGGGUUCAAGUUUGUACGUCCAUUUCGAUCUGGCUACUUUGGUGGCUCCAUUAAGUUUCAACUUGGUUACACUGCAGGAGUCAUUACAGCUUUCUGUAUCUCCAACAAUGAAGCUCAUCCAGGUUUCCAUGAUGAAGUAGACACUGAAUUCCUUGGGACAACAUUUGGGAAGCCUUAUACUUUACAGACCAAUGUUUACAUCAGAGGGAGUGGGGAUGGGAGAAUUAUAGGCAGAGAGAUGAAGUUUCAAUGA
Molecule: messenger RNA, 719 nt
Organism: Quercus lobata
Lineage: Eukaryota; Viridiplantae; Streptophyta; Magnoliopsida; Fagales; Fagaceae
Product: probable xyloglucan endotransglucosylase/hydrolase protein 32
Exons: 3
Coding region: 120-719 (199 amino acids)
Biological process (GO): carbohydrate metabolic process
Molecular function (GO): hydrolase activity, hydrolyzing O-glycosyl compounds
Source: RefSeq, a predicted model, not a curated record